This is a messenger RNA of Limulus polyphemus (Atlantic horseshoe crab), 760 nucleotides long. Its product is annotated as BAI1-associated protein 3-like. The annotation marks the transcript as partial. The record is from RefSeq and is a predicted model, not a curated record. NCBI's taxonomy places the organism in Eukaryota, Metazoa, Arthropoda, Merostomata, Xiphosura, Limulidae. The transcript has 6 exons.
GAUUUAGUGAUCCUUAUUGUAUGCUGGGGAUACUGCAAGGAUGCGUCCAGGAAGGCAGAAGAAACAGUUCUGACGAAGAAACGGAACGAGGGCGAAGUAGCCCAAGACUUCAGGGCUUGAGGAAAUUUGGGACUUCUUUCAAACGUCGAGAUCGAACUCGAAGUAACAGUGUUUCAGAAAGUCUUCCUGCCAAAUAUAUUCGCACCACCACCGUCAAACCACACACCCUGAACCCAAAAUGGAACGAACAGUUUCGCUUGGACAUAGAUGAUGUUCACACCGAGAAACUACAUCUUGAUAUCUGGGACCACGACGACGAGUCAUCUGUCUUUGACGCUGCACGCAAAUUGAACGAAGUGUCGGGAUUUAAAGGUCUCGGAAGAUACUUCAAACAGAUUUACCAAUCAGCCAGAAGUGAAGAAAACAAAGAUGAUUUUUUAGGCUGCAUCACGAUACCAAUAGAGGAGAUUCCUUCGAACGGUUUGGAUAAGUUCUAUCCUCUUCAAGGACGGACAGCUCGUUCGACAAUUCAGGGACAGAUUAGACUUAAGCUGAGUUUAGGAACAAGGGGAGAUAAAGAUACAACCACUGCUGAGGAUAACUGGAAAGAUAUCUUGGAACAUCAACAGCUGCUGUGGCUGUUCAUAGAACACGAACUGAAAAAUCAUGAGGUUUGUGGACAACCCAAAAAAUGUGUUUCUAAUCGUGUUAGGCCUGGCCUGAUGGACAGCAUGCCCAGACUUUUAACCCAAGAUUCAUG